AUGCUCGCACAGUCUUUCGGAAUCGUGCCUAUGGCUAACAGCCAGAUGCUGUCCUACAAGCCCUCCGACUGGGUGUUCCACAGGAACUUUGGAUGGUACGGCACCGCCGGAGUUGGUGAGGGCGAGUUUGACAACAACCGUGCUGCCCGUGGCUAUGACUGGUACUGGGAGGGCCCUCCUUCCUAUGUCCCCAACUACUCCAGCUGGGUCGAGAACCAGUAG
This is a messenger RNA of Guillardia theta CCMP2712, 222 nucleotides long. RefSeq lists its product as hypothetical. The record is from RefSeq and is a predicted model, not a curated record. The transcript has 4 exons. NCBI's taxonomy places the organism in Eukaryota, Cryptophyceae, Pyrenomonadales, Geminigeraceae. The coding region runs from base 1 to 222 and encodes 73 amino acids.